AUGGCCAGGACAGAUCUUGAAGGAGACCUGGAUAUUGAGGAGGAUGCCUUGAUAAAAGUUAAAGAAGAUACUCAAAUUUUGGGUCAAUUUACCGAGUACGAAAGUGAGGACCUUACUAGGAGUGAUGUUGCAGAAGAUGGAAAGGAUAUAAAUGGAGAAAAGCAUUCAGAAUCAGAGACUAAAGAUUUAUUGGAACUCACUCAGGUUCUAAAAGAAAAAAAUGCAGAAAUUGGAUUGCUGGAAGCUAAACUUGAUGAUGUAACCGAUCAGCUGGAUAAAUGUACAAAAAUAAUUGAUAGUCUAAAGGGGACAGAUAAGAAAAAAUUCUAUAGGAGUGAUGGAAAAUUAGUUAGAGAAAUGGCCAGAACUGAUCUUAAAGGAGAUUUGGAUAUUGAAGAGGAUGCUUUGAUGAAAGUACAAGAAAUAAUUUCUUUGGGACAACCUUCUGAUUACGAGAGUGAAGAAGUCGUAUGGAGUGAUGCAGUAGUAGAAGACACUUUGCAUCGAAGAAAAACAAAAAUUGAAGAAAAACAUAUUUUGCAAUUGGUUAGAGACGUAAAUCGGUUGCAGAAACAGUGUUCGGAUGUAGAAACAGAAAAUAUUGCUUUAAGACAAGAACUUGGUCUUCCACUGCAGUCAGAGAAUAUUAAGAAUAAUAUUCUCAUCGAUAUCCAGAAAAAGGAUAAAACAAUAGAAAAAUUGCAAAAAAUUGCAGACAUUUUUGAGGACUAUAAAACUCAAUACAAUAUUGAAUCUGUACAACUGAAUGCUAAAAUUGAUGAACUGAAGAAAAAAUUAGAAAACUCUGAAGGAAAAGUUUAUGAGGAGUACCAGGGACAAAAUGUUCAUUUUCAAGAACAAGGUGGAGGUGAUGGAAUGCAUAAUAAUGUUUUUCAAGAUUACGAAAUGCGCCACAAACAAGUUAUAGAAGAAAAUGAAGCUCUUAGAAGAGGAAUGCAUGAAAUUCUUCAAAGUAUACAAGAGCAGAAUGAACAAAGCAGUUUCCAAAUUAAAAGCGAUACUUUGGAAAAAUUAUUACAAGCUCUGGACGCUCGUCAUGUUGCAGGAUGGUAUCAUCCAGCUAUGAGAAUGCAGGCGGAAAUCCACAGAUUGGAGGCGAUCAAUAACGAACUCAGAGAAAAUUUGGCUCAUUCUAGACAAGAAAUAAAACAGUCAAUAAAAGAGCUACAGAUAGAAACUCUAAAAUAUCAACUAUUAGAAGAAAAACUAAAAUCUGUUGAAGACAAACCAAUUCAAACAACUCCAAAAGCACAAACUCCACAAGAAGUUAUUGAGCCAAUUGGCAAAACCGAUGUUGAAUUCCAAGAAAAAAUUAAUGAAAUCGAAAGCCAUAAAAAGAAUAUCGAAUUAUUGAAUGAAUCUUUAGCAAAUUUACAGACUGAAAAAGAAAAUCUUUUGUUUAGGAUAACAGAGUAUGAAAAACAUUUGGAUAAUUUAUUAGAUAGUGAUGAAGAUAUUGAUCGUGUAUUGGCUGAAAGUGCCAAAAGAAACGUUAAAUUUACUUCAGAAAUUGUAGUGUUAUCAAGAAAGAUAGAUUAUUUAGAGCAAAAUGAAAAUGUUUUAAGAGAUCAAUUAAACAAAAUCAAUGAGGAAAAGUCUGCAAUAGAAAUCAAACUUCGGAAAACUAUAUGUGAAUUGAAUAACACAAUAGAGCUAAAUGCACAAAAAAUCAAAAAAUUAGAACAAGCUCUCAAAGAACAUGUUGCUCCAGAUAUUCUCAAAAAAACUGAAGAGGAACUUCUUAGUGUAUCCGAAAAGUAUAGAUUGAGUUUGGAACAAGAAGAGGAAGUUAGGAAUUUUAAGAACAAAGAAAUUAUGUUUUUGAAAACUGAGCUGGAUGGUUUUAGAGAUGUUAAAGAGUCUUUGGACGUGUUGACUAAAAGUAGUUCUAGAAGUGAAGAUAUGUCAGACGAAAUAUCAGAAAUGCAUCUCAAAUUGGAAAUCCAGGUGAAACGAGCAGAUCAUGCAGAAAACUUGAUGGAAACAAUAAAAUAUCAGUUGGAAAAUGAAGAGAGAAAAAAUCAUGAAUUAAAUGAGAAAUAUAAUGAACUUAAAAAGUCACACAUAGAAUUACAAGCUGGUGAAAGAAAUUUAAGACAACAGUUAAUGGAUACUUCUCAUGCCUUGAAUGACUAUAAACACUUGGAAGCCAAAUUCAAUACUGCAAAUGACGAGUUGGAAAAAGUGAAAAUUGAAAAAUCACAUCUUCAGGAAUUGUAUAAUGCUCUUCAAGAUGAGACAAAGUACAAACAACAUUCAGCAUCUCGCAACGAUGAAGAACUUCUAUCUCUGCGCCAUCAAAUUCUGGACUUGCAAUCCCACACCGAAAGUAACCACAUAAUUGCUAGAACUUCUAGAGAUCUUAUGCUGAUGAGAAUAUCUGAAUCUGAAUUGCAAACAACGAUAACUAAACUUCGAAUGGAACUGGAUGAUACGAUUUAUAAAAAUCGAGAACUACAAAACGCUUUGGAUAAAGAGAUUGCCAACAGCAAGAGAGUCGAAGAUAAUUGCCAAAUAAGAACAAGUCUUUUAAAGGAAGCCUUACGCAGUGUCAUCCGCCAAUUUUGUGGCAGCGUUCCACUAAACUCUUACUCAAGAUAUAUAAAUGAAAUUCGUGAAGUUCAUAAAAUGAAAAUCAUUUUGAAACGCGAAGAAUCGAUAUUGCAAGAAAAAGUCCAGGAAUUUGAUUUGUUGGAAAAGGAAUAUCAGAAGAAAAUUGAAUUGUUGGGCAAAACUAAUGGCCAUCGUGAUAGCGAUGAACUGAAACUAAAGGAAUUAAAGUAUCGAAGAAAGUCCGAAUUAUUGGUAGAGCAAUUGAGGACAAACAUUGAACGGCAAUCAAGACUAGAAACUACAACUUUGCAAUUGGAAGAAGAAUUAUUGAUCAGCAAAAAUAUUUGCGAGCAGAUAAGAAUAUUAUUUGUUGAUGCUGAUUAUGCAGAUACUGAUUGCCAAACUGAAAUGCGAGAAACUGAACAUAAAGCCAUCCAGAAAAAUCGUUCACGUACACCAACCAGUUCAUCUACAUCAUCAGCCCAGACUGUACGUUCUGAAAAUGGACAACCCCGUAACAAUGGUCCUGAUAAUACACAAUAUUCUGAGAAUGGUCAAUCUCAUGAAAAUGGUCUCACUCUUGAUAAAGACCAAUUUCUAAAAAAUAAUGCAUCUGUCGAUAAAGAAUCAGAAUUAAUACCAGUCAGAGAAGAUUCUCCUAGAAGUGUGAAAUCAAUCAGAACUGGUUCAGCCAGAUCGGCAUCAGCAAAAUCGGAGGCUCAGAUAAAAAUAUCGCCUCAGGAGUCUGCAAGGGUAGAAAAGAUGAUUGAAGAAGGUGAUGAUCACCAAAUUAGUCAAAUAAGAAGGGAUAGUGUCCACAAAUUGCAGUUGCAGUUGGCUCAGGCUAUUGGAUUGGCAUCAGAUAGAUCAGUUUCGCUGAUGCAGUGCGAGCUGAGGGUUACGGAAUUACAGGAGAAGAUAAAACUUCUGACAGAGCAAUUAUCACAAAAGGACGAGCUGUUACUAUCAAAUAAAAUAGCAAUUAAUGAAUUGCAACUGAAAAGUUUAUCAAGUCAAGCUGAUACUUCAGAAAUAGCUACUUUGAGAGCUACUGUUACCAGUCUCCAAAACAUUGUGAGCCAGAAAGAAGAUUCCUUAAUCCGUUAUCAAGAUAUUUUGAAAAAUGAUCGAGAUGAACAUUGCAAAGCUGCUGCCCGAUUUCAAGAAGAAAUCAAACAUUUGCAGAACUCUCUCAGCAACCAGAAACAAGCAUAUAACACGUGA
Messenger RNA from Ctenocephalides felis (cat flea), 3798 nucleotides. RefSeq names its product centrosomal protein of 290 kDa-like. NCBI's taxonomy places the organism in Eukaryota, Metazoa, Arthropoda, Insecta, Siphonaptera, Pulicidae. The transcript has 18 exons. The coding region runs from base 1 to 3798 and encodes 1265 amino acids. The record is from RefSeq and is a predicted model, not a curated record.